AUGGGUAGAAGAAAUCAUUCUACAGUAACAGACUUUAUUCUUGUAGGGUUUUCUGAUGUUCCAGAACUAAGGUAUUUCCUAUUUCUUCUAUUUCUUUGUAUCUUCACUAUAUCUCUGUUUGCAAAUAUGUUUUUAAUUAUCCUCUAUAGAUUCAGUACAAACCUUCAUACCCCCAUGUAUUAUUUUCUUGCUAACUUCUCAUUUUUGGAAAUAUGUUACAUUUUAACUAUCAAACCCAAAAUGCUGGCAAACAUCCUAUUCGAUGAUAAAACCAUCACAUUAUGUGGCUGUGCCUUACAGAUGUUCUUUUUCCUAUUACUAGCAAGUACAGAAUGUUAUAUGUUGGCAGCCAUGGCUUAUGACAGAUAUUACGCCAUAUGUCAACCAUUAUUAUAUAACAUGAUUAUGAGUAGAAACACUCGUCUUAAGCUCAUCUUGGGCUCGUGGAUCAUUGGCUUGACAGUUGCCGUAAUACAGACACCCCUUACCUUUUACUUACCAUUUUGUGGACCAAAUAAAAUCAACCAUUUCACCUCUCAUCUCAUAGUAGUAGCGAUAUUCUAUGGAUCCGGUAGUGUAAUGUAUCUGAGGCCCAAGUCAAGUUAUGGUACAGAUGUGGAUAAGUUUUUAUCACUCAUGUAUGCUAUUAUUGCACCAUUGUUAAAUCCCUUUAUAUACAGUUUAAGAAAUAAUGAUGUGAAAUAUGCUGUUAGAAAAAUGAUAUUGCAGGAGCUCAGGGAUCCAGAUAUUCAUGAGCUUCUGGCUGCCACCACCUUUCCAUAG
Molecule: messenger RNA, 783 nt
Organism: Bufo gargarizans (Asiatic toad)
Lineage: Eukaryota; Metazoa; Chordata; Amphibia; Anura; Bufonidae
Product: olfactory receptor 1020-like
Exons: 3
Coding region: 1-783 (260 amino acids)
Biological process (GO): G protein-coupled receptor signaling pathway
Cellular component (GO): membrane
Molecular function (GO): G protein-coupled receptor activity
Source: RefSeq, a predicted model, not a curated record